This is a messenger RNA of Penicillium verhagenii, 2037 nucleotides long. RefSeq names its product HET domain-containing protein. NCBI's taxonomy places the organism in Eukaryota, Fungi, Ascomycota, Eurotiomycetes, Eurotiales, Aspergillaceae. The record is from RefSeq and is a predicted model, not a curated record. The transcript has 2 exons. Bases 1 to 2037 code for a protein of 678 amino acids.
AUGGCUGUUAUGCAGGACCGUGAUAAGCUAUGCCCUUCAUGCAGUCUUAUUCCACCAGUCAAGGAAAUUGCCUCUGGCUAUGACGAAAACUGGUCUAGCUUUCAGCAAUUCAAGUCCUCCGCCCUUAAUGGUUGUCCACUUUGUAGUUAUCUUUAUAGUGGAAGUGCACGCAUCGCAUGGGAUACCCUCGAGGCAUCAGAGAACCUUGACCCCGGACCACCAUUUUCGUUCAAAUGGAAUGGCCACAACCCGUUAGUUCCGACCCAGAUAAAUGCAGACCCAAAUAUGCUAAUGGAGCAUACCCAUGGUUUCGACCAUCCCGUUCUGUACUCAAUAUUCGUCAGUCCGGAUGAGCCAAUAGCGAAAAACUGUCCCGCAAGAGCGAUCGAUCCCAGCCCGACGUCUGAUCAGGUCUUUGCUAAAAUUCAUGGAUGGAUUGCCUCAUGCUCCCGCCAUCACUCUUCUUGCCAUCCCGAUGAGGAUGCAUUGUUGCCUCGAUUUUCGAUCGAGAUUCAUAGUAAUGCCGACACAAAACCGAGUUUGCGGCUUUUCGAAAAUGACAAAUUUCUAAACAAGAAAGCUCUUUAUAUUGCGUUGAGCUAUAUUUGGGGGAUCAGACCUCAGCCAGUUCAACUGAUGAAAGAAAACAUCCAGAAAUUGAAAGAUUCAAUCGACUACGAUGAACUACCCAAAACAAUACAGGAUGUCAUACAGGUUGCUCAAGGUCUUGGUGUGCAAUAUGUGUGGGUCGAUGCCCUCUGCAUUGUCCAAGAUGACGGCGACUUCAAGAAAGAGCAGAUCGGCCAAAUGAAAAACAUUUAUGGAAAUUCCUACUUGACGGUACAGGCAGGGAAUGUGAAGACUGUCAAAGAAAGCUUUUUGAGAACCCGGAGCUCUCCAAGGCCAUUCAAGCUCAAAUACGACGACGAAAGCCAUGUUUACCUGAGAGGAUAUACCCCAAGUCGCGUAGCUGGUGGAUCAGCACGAACAAGAGCUUGGGUAUUCCAAGAGUCCGUUCUACCAAACCGACUGCUAGUGUACGGGGAACAUCAGAUUAUCUUUCAAUGUAGAGAAGAAAUUCAGUAUGAAGACGGUCUACGAACAAACUCAACCAAUAUUCGCCAUUCUGAAACGCCAAUGUUCUUAAAGCCUGGAGAUUGGCGAAAGUACAUUGGUGCAAGAUUGGCUAAACCUAGCCCUCCUCCCGAUCGACGACUGGACUUUCUCUCAACAUGGUACUCAGCAAUUGACGAUGUAUACACAACUCGGAUGCUCACCUAUACCAGCGAUCGACUACCCGCGAUCAACGGUAUCUCCCUCCGUCUCCAGGAAGAGAUCGGAGGGCGGUAUGUGGCGGGCAUCUGGGAGUCCGAUUUACCGUGGGGCUUGCUGUGGGAAUCAAAGAACUCGUGGCGCUACCCGGUCGGUGGAGCUGGACCAACAGUAUGGAAGAUGAGGAGGCCGGAAAAUACACGCGCUCCCUCAUGGUCUUGGGCCGCCGUGGAUGGGUCCACGAGACACAAAUUCUGGAGGCGGCAUAAUGAUACAAGGGAUGAUGAAAUUCCCGUGGCGUCAGUCUGUAUGGACUCUUACGAGGUGGAUAUCGCGGGAGAGAUCGUCAACAGCGAUGGAAUGCUGCAGAUCAAUGCUCCACUGAUUUACACUUCGGUAGUUCGCAAAACAGAUUCGCGAUACAAGGGUUUAAGGACAAGCGCAAAUAUGAAAUUGGGCUAUGAGUUCCCAGCUUUGCUGUGGGAUACUCCGAAAGAAAGAUGCGGCGGACUGGAAGAGCUUGCCCCUGCAAGCCUAGGAAACGAGGAGCGGGCUAUUGCUCUUGCAAAUUUUGACAUUGAGGAUGAACAAACUGCCUAUCCCGGCGUUUGGUGUGCUCUCAUUUGUCGGUCUCAAGCGUUGAUGCUUGAAUGCCUUGACGAGAAGAAAAGAAUAUUCCGACGAUUAGGCGCGGGUCAUGUUAUACCUGAAAUUUGGCCUUAUUCUGCCACCGAGAAGGCCCGAGUUGAUAUUUUGUUAAUUUAG